This is a messenger RNA of Camellia sinensis, 1317 nucleotides long. The record is from RefSeq and is a predicted model, not a curated record. NCBI's taxonomy places the organism in Eukaryota, Viridiplantae, Streptophyta, Magnoliopsida, Ericales, Theaceae.
AUGGAUAGAUUCAUGAGAGUUAUAGCAUUUCUAGUUCUUGUGAUUCUCACCAUAGCAACCAUUAAUCUUAGCUCUUGCAAUGGUGAUGUGGUUUGCAUUAAUAGUGAGAAACAAGCUCUUCUAUGCUUCAAGCGAGAGUUCAAAGACCCUUCAAACAAGCUCUCCUCUUGGGAUGUUGAAGAUGAUUGUUGCAAAUGGGCAGGGGUGGUUUGUGACAAGUUAAAUGGCCAUGUAAUUGAGCUCUACCUUCAAAAUCCUAACUCUACAACUCCAGUGGUUGGCAAAGUUCAUCAGAGCUCGGUCUUGGAUGGCAAAAUUGAUCCUUCUUUGGUCAAUUUGACGUGCCUGAAUUACCUCGAUUUAAGUCAAAAUGAUUUUGGAGGAAUUCAUAUCCCAAGGUUCAUCGAAAGCUUGGCAAACCUACACUAUCUUUCUUAUCCAGGGCAGGAUUUGGAGGAACGAUCCCCCACCAGCUCGGAACCUGUCAACUUAAAUGACCUACUUUCUCUCAACCUACAUCAAAAUGGAUUUGAAGGUCCACUUCCCGGUUCCCUCUGGAACAUGACCAAUCUUCGAGAUCUUGAUUUGUCCAAGAAUAAUUUCAAUUCCAUCAUUCCAUUCAGUCUGUACAGUUGCAGCCAUUUAGAAUCACUCAACCUUGGCCACAACCAAUUCCAGGGUGCAAUCUCAAGCAACGUUGGAAACCUGACCUCUGUCACCAUCCUUGAUCUCUCAUACAAUAAACUUGAAGGCAGAAUACCCAUGUCGAUGGGAAAUCUUUGUAACUUGAGGGUUAUCAAUCUCUCAAGUAACAAACUCGUGGUACAAGUGUUGGACGUGUUGAAGAGCUUGUCCGGAUGCAUUUUAGAAUCUCUAGAAACAUUAGGACUAUGGGAAAACAAACUUUUUGGUCAUUUCACUGAGCGACUUGGACAAUUUAAAAAUCUACGCGAACUUUAUUUUCAAAACAAUUUAAUUUCGGGUCCGAUUCCAAUGAGUUUAGGAAAACUGUCAUCCAUAGUAGUGUUAGAUUUAAGCUAUAAUAAGUUGAAUGGAACUCUUCCAAAAAGCCUUGGACACCUUUCAAAGUUGGGAAUACUUUAUAUCUCUUAUAAUAUGUUGGAAGGGGUUGUGUCUGAAAACCACUUUGCCAAUCUGACAUCUCUGGUGGAAUUAUUAGCAUCCGUAAACCAAUUGAGUUUCGAUGCGAGUCCAAACUGGAUUCCCCCUUUCCAACUCGAAUUGGUAUAUUUGCGAUCUUGGCAGUUGGGACCGCAGUUUCCCAUUUUUGGCUACAGUCACAGAAGCAUAUUUUGA